Solanum pennellii is the source of this 2563-nucleotide messenger RNA. RefSeq names its product protein slowmo homolog. Gene Ontology annotation, cellular component: mitochondrial intermembrane space. Gene Ontology annotation, biological process: phospholipid transport. The record is from RefSeq and is a predicted model, not a curated record. The transcript is spliced from 2 exons. Lineage: Eukaryota; Viridiplantae; Streptophyta; Magnoliopsida; Solanales; Solanaceae. Bases 1700 to 2257 code for a protein of 185 amino acids. Gene Ontology annotation, molecular function: phosphatidic acid transfer activity.
GAGAGUCGAGGUAGUCAACCAAUUGAGUUACUAAGAUUUGGUUUGAUAUUUGAUUUGUGUUCUUGCUCGAGCUCAGAUUCUUAUAUCAAUCAAAGUGCUUAUUCAAUGCCUUAGCGGCUGGUAUUAUCCGAUUUCUGUAAGCAUGAUUUUGAUGAAGUAGCUAUGUCAGCUGGUGUAGAAGGUUGGCUUGUGUAUGUGUUUCUUUGUCUGUCUUGUUGCGGUGUGCGAUUUUUUAGAAUACUUUGUGGAGGACUUUUUGAUUUUUACUUCGUACUCUUGUGGUUUAUUGAAGCACUUUGGAUUUCUUGGUAAAAUUUGAUCUUUAAUUCAUCUUGGCGACUGGUAUCAUUAGAUUUGUAGAUGAAUUGGCUAUUCCAGCUUCUGUAAAGAAAUUCUACUUAAAAAGAUUGUCUUGGAGCCCCCCAGGUCUUUGUCUAGUGGUAAGAUUGCUUCUUGUGAUGUGUGGAUUAGGUGCAUAUCACGGGUUUGAACCUUGGUAUAGAGGGGUGAGUCCAUUAUCCUCCUUGUUUCGAAUUGUGUAACACUCCCUUGGGGAUUUCUCAGUUAUAAUUUUUUUUUUGCCUAUUUGCAGUGUCUUGUUACCAUGUGUGCUUUUUUAGAACACUCCAGGUUCCUUGGUUGUGUGUGAUCAUUGGUUUGUACUUUGUACUCUUGCUGGAAUGCUGAUGUCAAAUGAUUAAUUUUGCUUAUAGGAUGUACGCUAACUAAAUUGUUUCUUUGGAGUCUAUUUUUGCCACUGAGAUUGAUUUGUGGAAUCAAAUCAUUCCUCCACGGCCUGAUAGAUCUUUAUGUUUACAUCAAAUAGGUGCUUGAGCUUCUGUAAUGAAGUAUUCUGAAAAAUUGGCAUGCAAUUAAAUUUCCUUUAGUGUCUUGAUAUGGGGUAAAAAUAUCUGUAAAGAACCCUCUGUUGGUUUCUAGGUGCUAUCUGAUCUCUCAUACAUACACACUAACACCCAUUCUUUUUAAUCACCGGUUAUCAAGUUGAAGAAAGCAAAUCAGUAUAUAUACAUUCAAAAUGUGUACUUGUGUGAAUGUUAUAGGACAUAACUUGUCAGUUGUCAUCAUUUGAGAAAUACUUCUUGCUAGAAGCCUGGAAUUGGAAUCACCGAGUGUGUGACUCGCCUGAAAAGGAAUUGAGUUUCAUACAAGGCUAUGAGUGAUGGUACAUACAGAGGGGCUUAUGUACCUAAGUCUUUGAUCCUCAUCAAAUUCUCUAAUGGUGCGAAAGGCACAUUCCCUUUUCAAUGGGAGGAUGUUUUUGUGAUGUUCUUUAAAGAAGAGUAAGUGGAUAUCCACUGUUGUGGGAGAGUAGAAAAGAAUGAGGGAGGAGGGGUCCGUGGACUUUCAGGAGAAUUACUAGUUUCGCACUUCAGUUGAGGUGAUUUAAUGCUGUCUAUAAGAGUAUACACCUAAGAAGCUGGAUUGGUGACAGACAACUCUUUGAUGUCUCUAUUUGUUUUGCCAAAUCUUUUGUUUUUUGGUGGGAUGGUAACUGGAUUUUGUGCAUGCAAAUGAAUAAGAUUAUACAUACUCAAGCUGGUUAUUUGGGAUACUUUGCAAGUUAAUGCACAUUGUGUUAAAACAACGACAUGGAAUAAAGGUUAAGUGAUUGCAGCUAAAAGAGCUGUCCCAUUCAAGUUUCAACUUGCUAAAAGUUUAGAAAAUCACAAGUUACGAGAUGGUCAGAGCGUAUUCACAAGAGCACACAUAUAAGCACCCAUGGGAAAGAGUAACUUCUGCAUCCUGGCGCAAGUUUGCUGAUCCUGAGAACAAGCGCAUUCUAUCGCAUAUCCUCGAAGUUGACACAUUGAGCCACAAGCUUGAUUCCAGCUCAGGGAAGCUUUAUACGACUCGUGCCAUAACUAUUCAUGCACCAGGACCAUGGUUCCUCCGCAAAAUCAUUCGUCAAGACAUCUGCCACUGUGUAGAAUCAACUGUUGUUGAUGCCCAAUCUCGGUCCAUGCAGCUCUCCACUCGAAACAUUAGUCUGGAGAAGUACAUAGAAGUGGAAGAGAAAAUCAGAUAUGACCCUCAUCCAGAUAAUCCAAAGUUAUGGACCGUCUGCAAGCAGGAAACGAGUAUCAGGAUUAAGCCCUUAUCAGCACUGGCUUCAAUGGCAGAGAAAAUUGAACAGAAAUGUGUGGACAAGUUUCAGGCAAACAGCGCAAAGGGAAGAGAAGUAAUGGAACGAAUGUGCAAGUACCUUGAAGCUGAAUCCAGAGGCAUUUCAGCAUGAUUUAGCAUUUGAACUAUACAUUAGGUUCCUUCAACGCUACCAUCCGGCCCCUCCUUUAAACGUGAGAGGUGAGUUUACGUUGAGCACUUGGUUGGCAGAUCGAAUGUCAUCGUAUGGAGAAGAGGACAUCGUUCUUUCUGAACUUUUUGUAAGCUACAGUAGAUGCAAUAACUAAGUUGUCCUAGAUCUUCUUUGUGAGGAAAUUUUACUUUAAAAAAAAUACUUUACCCUUGCAGUUCACAAAUGAACUUACUUUUGCUGAUGUGAAUAUAAGCCUUGUUGAAGAUACUAUCUGUUCGUCGUUGA